UGUUUCGCUGACAUUUAAACCUUAAAUGUCUCUUCCGACGUGGCAGCUCGUCGGCUUUAACGAGUGACUGUAUUUCCUUAAUGCCACAUGACUAAUAUUUACAAUAAUGUAAGGAAACGUUUAGUCACGCCAACAGCCGAAUGUAACGAUACAGGAAUCCAGCGGUCAUACAGUCUUAAUUCACGAGCUUUUUAUUAAGGCAACAAAACUGUCGAAGAAAGUCCGUCUCCGUCGGAGCUGACGUCACAAUCAUUUUGUCACACUUAUUUUGAAAGGCGUCGCUCCGUUUCCGGUCCAUUCUCGCGUUACCGAGCAACGACGAACGCUACGGGAGAGCUAGCGGGUGGCCUGGCUAGCGUUAGCUGCUGCGGGGGUUAGCUCCCCUGAACAUGGACGAAGACGCAGACCUGGACGAACUGCUGGACGAAGUCGAACAAAAGUUCUGUCGCAACGUCUCCGUCUCGUCCUCGGCUCGCGUGGACCCGGGCGAGGCGGGAGAAUGCGGGAGAGACAACGCAGGAAGAAUAAAACACAAGACGACGAGCCCCGGCCUCGCCGCCGACAUCGACGUUCUUCUGGAGGAACUCCUGGCGGAGGACUUCCCUCAGCUCAAGAGGGAAGCGUUUCCCGAAGGACCCCAAGUAGAGACGAAGCCUUCCGCUCAGUCAGGAGGGAGAAAGUGCUGCCCCGUCUUCGUCGGCGGGAGCGCCGUCGCGAGCGGCGUUGGCACGGCAACGUCCAAGAGGUCAUGUGACCAGCUGAGGUGCACGUCCUGCGACUUCCGGGUACUGACGUUUGACGACCGCGCGUGGGACCCGUCCUGCGACUACCUGUUCCUCAGGAACAACGUCCCGGACCGGGAGAAGCUGGGGGCCCGGCUGAGGAGGAGCGGGGGCUCUCGGGCCUUCGCCUGCCAGUGCAGCUGGUUCUCAGCCGACGAGCCGACGGACCUCAGGGAGCAGCCUCGGCUCCGGUGGGUCUGUGGGAAGCACCAGGCCUGAGGCCGGAGAGUCUGCUACGUCCCACGGGACUGACUGACGCUCUGCCGGAGGACAGCUCCAGCAAACCUCACGUCACCUGACGAGAAGAAGCGUGUGACGCUGAUUCAAAAACACACACGUGUUUAUUGAAGAGCGAGCAGCUGUUCAGCCACGUUUUCACUAGACUUACAAACCCCCUUUUUCCCUUAAAGAUGAACAUUUAUAAGUAAUACACAUUUUUGGACUGGGUUAGUUGUACAGAUGCCGAAUUGAAAAAGUAAAAGUUGUAUUAUUAACUACGAUUUGUGUGCCUAGCGCUACAAAUGUUGUGUGGCUCCAAGUUUAAAGAGCAAAGGAGCCUGAAAACUUGAGUUUUUGGAUCGAUCAACUUGGUCAAAACGUGAUUUUUACUGAAUCCACUCUGAACAUUCAUGUCCCUCAGAGGAUCCUCUCGGUACAGAUUAUUAUAAAUUAGAAUAUGAGUGAAUGUGUACUGUGUUUUUUUGUUGAUUUCGAGCAGCAUUGUGUUUGUGGCCUGAAGUCUUCUUUUGGUGAGUUUUUUUGUACGUUAACCGAAUAAAAGGAGAAAGCACCGAGGUA
Messenger RNA from Gasterosteus aculeatus aculeatus (three-spined stickleback), 1580 nucleotides. It is a transcript of the gene cfap418, whose product is annotated as cilia and flagella associated protein 418. The record is from RefSeq and is a predicted model, not a curated record. Gene Ontology annotation, cellular component: cytosol. Lineage: Eukaryota; Metazoa; Chordata; Actinopteri; Perciformes; Gasterosteidae.